Messenger RNA from Tachysurus fulvidraco (yellow catfish), 798 nucleotides. RefSeq names its product ss18, like 2 (gene ss18l2). The record is from RefSeq and is a predicted model, not a curated record. Bases 106 to 378 code for a protein of 90 amino acids. Gene Ontology annotation, biological process: positive regulation of transcription by RNA polymerase II. Gene Ontology annotation, molecular function: transcription coactivator activity. The transcript has 4 exons. Lineage: Eukaryota; Metazoa; Chordata; Actinopteri; Siluriformes; Bagridae. Gene Ontology annotation, cellular component: nucleus.
CGAGAGACAUUACAGCGCAUGCGCAAAGUAAACCAAGACCACGGAUAUAAAGUACUGCGCAUGCGCAGAUACAGAUACAGCGCUGGGUAGUGUGCGAUUUUAAACAUGUCUGUUGUUUUUGUGCCAAAGAAACAACGCGGAAAAGCGCAGAUCAACCAAGAAACCAUCCAAAGACUGCUGAAUGAAAAUGAUCAGCUUGUGAGGUGCAUAGCGGAGUACAUGCAGAAGGGCAGAGCCACUGAGUGUGUACAAUACCAACAGAUCCUCCAUAGAAACAUAGUUUAUCUAGGAACCAUAGCUGAUGCCAGUCCUGAUGUGCCUGCUCCUCGUGAAGACGCAUCAGCCCUGACUGGAACGAAGGACAUUUCUAAAACCUGAUCUCAGACGGGUUCUUAUGAUGCGUUCAUUAACAUUUAACGUUCCGUAACAGCAGGUUUACAUCAAGCUGUAUGGUCUGGAAUACGUUAUCGUUUCUACUGGAAGGUGAAUGAGCCUGGUAAUGAAGUGAAUAAAAACAUGCUGCUAUUUAACAAUGUUAGGACUGUUUAAACUUUAUGGAAGAAGGAGCGUCCAGUGCUGAUGCUUCGUAACAGGCUGUUUAUCGCCAGGGGAAAGUCUUCAGAAGGCAGGACAAACUUAGCUGGUAGGGGAAAGACUGAGUGAGAACUUGUUUUGUGAAUGUUCCAGAAAUGGGUAAAAUUUUUGCUUCCUUGGUUCUUAAAUAAAUAACGAUUGUUGACAGAUUGCUGUGAUGUGUGUAAAAGGAAUAAACCAUGUCCAGUCAUGGAUCUUUUCUUA